Macrosteles quadrilineatus (aster leafhopper) is the source of this 2544-nucleotide messenger RNA. RefSeq lists its product as uncharacterized. NCBI's taxonomy places the organism in Eukaryota, Metazoa, Arthropoda, Insecta, Hemiptera, Cicadellidae. The record is from RefSeq and is a predicted model, not a curated record. The transcript has 3 exons. The coding region runs from base 104 to 2533 and encodes 809 amino acids.
GUGGAGUGUCGCCAUAAUUUGUGAUGUGUUUUAAAACCUCAUUAUUAAUGAAUUAUUUAUCAGUUAACAUCAUAAAGGAAUAAUAACGUACAGUAACAAGACAAUGGAUAGUCAAAAGUGUAAAAAAAAUGGUAAGCAAAAAAAGGCGAACCCUACAAGCGAAAGCAAAAGAAAAGCUGCAGCAGAAAGAAAAAGAAAGGAACGAUUAAGGAUCCGCGAAAAUCCGGAAAAAUAUGAAAUGAUGAAGGAAAAGGAAAGAGAACGAAGUCGAAAACGAAGGGCAUUGAAACAAAUAAAAAGUAUAAAUGAUUUAAGCGAAAGAGGAAAAAGAAAACAAAGAGCGGAGUGGAGAAAGCGAUACCAUAAGCAUGCCUUAAAGAAGCGUCAACAGCAACAUUUGACAAGUGUUAUGGAUGAAAAUUCACCUCCAAAUUCUCCAAUUUCUGAGGCAUUGAAUGAACCUCAAGUUCAAAGAGUUCAAAGAAAAAAGAGACUUCGAAAAAGUAGGGAAAAGUACAGAAAGAAGAUUGAAAAAUUGGAAAAGAAACUUAAGGACCAAUGUAAAAUUGCCGAAAAAUGGAAAAAGAAACAUACUAGAUUACUGAAAAAUGAAAACAGUCAGAAGAAAACAGAUAAAUCAACAGUGUUGACAAAAAAACAAGAAAAGAAACAGCCUAAACCUAAUCUCAAAAAAGAAGUCCAUACUUUUCUUACGGACGAUGAAAAUUCAUAUUGUACACCAGGUCGAAAGGACACUAUUACAAAGAAGAAAAUAAAAAAGCAGAUAAGAUAUUUAUCAGAAACCUUACAGGUUUUGCACAAAAAGUUUGUAUCUACAAAACAUAUUCAGAUAUCAUAUCCACAUUUUUGUCGCUUCAAGCCUUUUUGGGUAAUUCAAAGACCUGCCAACAAGAGAGACACCUGCAUGUGCAAGUAUCACGAAAACUUUUUCUUCCUGUUUCAGAAAUGUAAACAGUACAAACUGAUAAAUCACUCCAAUAUGAAUGAUCUUGUUAGUAGUAUUUGUUGCAGUGUAACUAAUAAAACUUGUGUAUAUAGAGAAUGUGAUACGUGCAAGUCAACAAAAAUUGCCUUCAAUGAAAACUGUGAUACUGAGUGGGACUCUAAAAUCCAUCAUUUUGAGUGGAAAAAUGUUACAGAGGAGCGUGUGAAAAAUGGGGUAAAAAGGAUGGUAAAAGUUACGAGAAAAGUUAAAAUAUUUUGUACACUAGAAGAGUUGAAAGAGAAAUUAUGUUCUCAGAUCCUUUUAUUCAUGACUCAUAAGUUUAGAGUUUACAAUCAGAACAAGUUUUCUAAGUACUGUAGAACAAACUUAAAUGAUGACGAAGUUUUUGUUGUAUUUGAUUUUUCAGAAAAUUACCAGUUGAAGUACUCUAGCGAGGUCCAGAGUCGUCAUUUUGGCGCCUCUAAUGAACAACUUACACUACACACUGGAGCUUACUUUGUUAAAGUCACAUCCAACGACAAAUCAAUAAUGAAAGUAAGAACAUUUUGUACAGUAUCUUCAUGUAAUAGACAUGACGCAGCAGCUAUAUGGGCUCACCUUUAUCCAAUAUUUAUGGAAAUAAAACAAAAUUAUGAGAAUGUAAGCAGAGUGCACAUUAUUAGUGAUGGGCCGACUAAACAAUACAGGAACAAAAGUAAUAUGUACUUGUUCAGUUAUUAUAUGGAGCACUUCGGGUUCGAAAAAGCUUCGUACAAUUUUAGUGAGGCUGGUCACGGCAAAAGUGUUGCAGACGGAGUUGGCGGAACUAUAAAGAGAACCGCGGACUCAGCAGUUAAUAUGGGAAAAGAUGUGUCAAAUUUAGAACAGUUCAUGACCGCUGUAAGCAACUUAAAAAUACAAGUUUUGGAAGUAGAUGAGGCCAAAAUGAAGAGUGUUGAUUCUAUUUUGAAACCUAAGUUAGUUCAUUUACGGGCCAUUAAAGACACAUUGAAGUUGCAUCAAAUUGUUUGGAAUUCCCCAGAUGGAACUGGAUUAGAUUGUAGGUUUUUGUCCUGCAUAAUUUGUAGAAAUAAAUCAAAGUGCCCUCACCAAAUGACGAGCUACCAUAGCCUAAUAACUGAAGCUGCCGAUUCUGCGCCUUCUACCAGUAUUCCACGGACAGAAACUUCUAUUGCAACUUGCAGACGAGAGAGGCUCAGCUAUCAUGAUGUAUAUUCAGAUGACGACGAUCACAAUGAAACUGUCCAAAAUCCAUCGGUGGUUACGCCUUGCGAAUUACCUUCAGAUGAAGUUAAUGAUCUCUCCACCGGUGACUUUGUCCUUGUGCGGUUUCCAUUAAACAAGAUCGUGAAAUUUUACAUUGGCGAGGUUAUUCAAAAAUAUAAAGAUGGUGACUAUGAGGUCAAGUUUCUCAGAAAAACAGUUGGAGAAAAAUUUGUUUUUCCUCAAAAUGAUGACAUUGCAUCGGUAAACAUUAAAGACAUUAUUCAAACGCUGACAAACUUUAAAAUGCAUCGAGGCAUUUAUAUUUUUCAAGACUUGGCAAAAACAUCUAAUGUUUAUUGAAAUGUUGAUGU